AUGUUGAUGAUAAUUCUGGCUCGUUUACAACCUCUAUUCAUUGGGGCUAAUUUGCAAAGAACUUUACCAUCUUCAUAUAUAUUACAAAACAGUGUGAGAUUCAACUCAAGCUCUUCAGCCCAACAAGCUACUACAGAAAUUCAAAAAUCUCUUCAAUCAUUCGAUCAAGUUGCAGAACAAGCUGUCGAUGUAACAAGUCAAGCUGUGGGUGAAGCAUCCUUACAAUUUGGUUAUUUACAAUCCAUAGGGUUAGCUAAAUCUUGGUGGUGGCCUCCAGAACUUAUUCAACAUGUGUUGGAAAUAGUUCAUGUCUCAACAGGAUUACCAUGGUGGGCUACUAUUACAAUUACCACUAUUGGUAUCCGUGCUCUUUUAUUCCCAUUAUACGUCAAAUCUUCAGAUACGAUGGCUAGAAACUCCAAAAUUAAACCACAAUUAGAUGCUAUUCAAGAGGAAAUGUAUACAGCAACUGAUAUGGCUGAAAAUCAAAAAGUUAUGUUGAAACGUAAGAAGUUGUUAGCUGAUAAUGGUGUCAAAACUCGUUACUUGUUAGCUCCAGUCCUUCAACUUCCUUUAGCUCUUGGUUUCUUUUCAGGUUUACGUGGUAUGGCAAAUGCUAAUGUCGAUGGUUUCUCUACUCAAGGUGCCUUAUGGUUUCAAGAUUUAACUGCUGCUGACCCAUACUUAGCCUUACAAUGUUUAUCAGCUGCUGUUAUUAUGGGGUUCAUGAAAUUAGGUGGUGAAACUGGUGCUCAACAAUUCAGUCCUCAAAUGCAAAAAAUUAUGUUGGUUUUACCAUUGGUUUCUAUUCCUGCUACCAUGAGUUUAUCAAGUGGUGUUGUUUUAUAUUUCUUUGUCAAUGGUCUAUUCUCUGUGUUACAAACUACCUUAUUGAGAAAUAAAGCAUUCAGACAUAAAAUGGGUAUUGCUGAUAUCGUUAAACCACCACCAGCUGAUCCAAAUGCCCCACAAAAAGGUAUUGCUGAUGCUUUCAAAGAACAUUUCGAUAAAGCUAAGAAAAAAGCUGAAAAGAAAGCUGAACAACAAGAACAAGAACAAGUUGCCAAAAAAUUAGCUGAGGCUAGAAGAAAAAAUGGUGAAAUUAAGAUUGUCAGAAGACCAAAAAAUUAA
This is a messenger RNA of Hansenula ciferrii, 1131 nucleotides long. It is a transcript of the gene OXA1, whose product is annotated as membrane insertase OXA1. Gene Ontology annotation, biological process: protein insertion into mitochondrial inner membrane from matrix; mitochondrial respiratory chain complex IV assembly. Bases 1 to 1131 code for a protein of 376 amino acids. The transcript has 2 exons. Gene Ontology annotation, molecular function: membrane insertase activity. The record is from RefSeq and is a predicted model, not a curated record. Lineage: Eukaryota; Fungi; Ascomycota; Saccharomycetes; Phaffomycetales; Wickerhamomycetaceae. Gene Ontology annotation, cellular component: mitochondrial inner membrane.